UUAAUUCAAUGCAUUAUUACAUUACAAGCAGACGAUCUACCAGCAGACGAUCUAGCAGCAGACGAUGAAGUUUAGUUACCUACUAGUCAUCGUGGUUUUCGCCAUAGUGGCGAUAGAGGCUGUUCCACCGCGGAAAGCAUGUAUGAACCAGCCGCAGUUUGAUGAUUGUACUGGCGGUGGAGGCUACUAUUUUGACGCUAUAAUGGAUGAUUGUGUAUAUGGUUACUGUGCAAAGAACGGCAACAGGUUUGCCACAGAAGACGAAUGUGAAAUAGCUUGUGAAGGCGAAGAAGAAGAAGAACCCGAUAACGAUGUACCCGAUCAUGAUGUACCAGAUAAUGAUGUACCAGAUAAUGAUGUACCAGAAUACAAUCUACCUAAUGAAUAUGGACAAGACUAUCGUUAUAAUGCACACAAUGUAAAUUAUGGCAACAAUGUAAACAAUGUAAACAGUGGCAACAAUGUAAACAAUGUAAACAGUGUCAACAAUGCAAACAGUGUAAAUAAUGGCAACAAACGAAACCAAGUCAUCAAUGGACGAGAUGUAUAUAGCCAAAUAUACCGUUACUUUUUAAACAAUGCCAACAAACGAAACCUUGUCAACAAUAGACCCAGUGCAUAUAGACAAGAUUACCAUUACAGUGUAAACAAUGGCAACAAACAAACUAUUGGCAACAAAGGACCUAGUGCAUAUAUAAAAGACAACCGUUACACAACCAAUGUUAAAAAACAAACUCUUGGCAACAAUAGACCCAGUGUAUAUAGAAAAGACUUCCGUUACAGAACCAAUUCUAACAAACAAAAUCUUGGCAACAAUGCACCCGUUCAAUAUAAACAACUCUUCCAUUACACUGUAAACAGUGGCAACACACAAAAUAUUGCCAGUAUUGGAGCUGUUGAAUAUAGAAAAGACAACAGUUACAACGUAAAUCUUGGCAACAGACAAAAUCUUGGCAACAAACAAAAUCUUGGCAAACAAAAUCUUGGCAACAAACAAAAUCUUGGCAAACUAAAUCUUGGCAACAAACAAAAUCUUGGCAUCAAACAAAAUCUUGGCAACAAAGGACCCGUUGAUUUUAAACAACUCUUCCGUUACUACUUAAACAAAGGCAACAAACAACACAGUAGUAACACACAACACAGUAGCAACAAACAAAACAGUAGCAACAAACAAAACAGUAGCAACAAACAAAGCAGUAGCAACAAACAAAGCAAGAGCAGAAAACAUAAAAAAAGCAGCAAACGAAACAAAGGAAAAAGUAGCAAAAAACAAAACAAAGGCAACAAUGUAAACAAAAUGUGCAUCACUUGCAAAUUUUAAAACCAUUGAACGUCGAUAGUCUUCAACAAACAAACUAUACAUCAGAAAUCAACUGGUCUUGCACAAGAUUUAUCAGAAUUAAAUCUUUUUAUCUAGAAUGUAGUUUGUCGUUUGUUUUUGGUUUUAUAGUCUUUAGUAUUUUUACAAAACACAAUGAUUGUUAAAUUUAUUUUAUGUGUUAUAGGGAUCACCUUCCUAAAUAAGAAAAAAAAAACAAAUAUCGGUUAUAAAUUAACUGACAAACGACAAACUAUAAUAACAGUCUGAAGUAUUAACACUAGUUCAAUCCAUUUUAAGUAAAGUUAAUUCAUUGAGUAAUGUAAGAUAAAAUGAGCUGUACAGGGAAUGCAGCCUGUCAGUUGAUAUGCCAGCCUGCUAUGCAGUAUGGUUUUGCUCAUUGUUGAAGGCCGUACGGUGACAUAUAGUUGCUAAUCUUCUACGUCAUUUGGUGUUUGGUGGAGAGUUAUCUCAGUGGCAAUCAUACCACAUAUUAUUUUUAUAUUAAAAUAUGACAUAAAA
Molecule: messenger RNA, 1840 nt
Organism: Mytilus californianus (California mussel)
Lineage: Eukaryota; Metazoa; Mollusca; Bivalvia; Mytilida; Mytilidae
Exons: 2
Coding region: 65-1321 (418 amino acids)
Molecular function (GO): serine-type endopeptidase inhibitor activity
Source: RefSeq, a predicted model, not a curated record